AUGUUUGCCAAACGCAAGCUUCUCGGUAAGAACCCGGAUAAGGGCAAACCAGGCGCAAAGAGUGCGCCUUCUCCAGGGAAUGCUGCGGUGAAUUCCGCUCCCGGCGGCGCUGAGGCUCCUGCGACGGCUAAGGUAGAGACGACCGACGUCGAACGUCCCAAGCCAGAUGGUACCACUGAAAAGCGCAGCUUCCGGAGAGGGUUGCGUGAUGGCAGUGGUGCUGCCAAAGAAAAGGCUGGCGCUGUGUCCCAGCAAGGUGGCAAAGGAGGGCGAAAAAGUGGUAUGUCAGGCCUGAGUUUCAACGAGGAUGUAAAGUCCCAUGGCGACGUUUCCAUUCGUAAGGGAGUUACGAAUACGACGGCCGCUCCGGUAUCGCAUGAAUCAAACGCACCAGGUGUGGGAUCAGUCGGAGUGAAUUCCGACAUCAAUACGCCGCAUGCCGGCACUAAGCCCAGCCGUGGCAAACGUGGUAACAGACGCAAAGGCCGCCGAGGUCCAUCCACAGCGGAGAAAACGUUAUAUCUGGACGUCAAAGGCGAGAAGUUUGACUCUCAGAAACCCUAUGACCAACAUGCGGACAAUGAUAUAACGGGAAUGCGCACGACGGGUUAUUUCCGUUAUCCACGUUACGAUUGGGAUUCCGGAGAUAUGUCGAGUGACUCUUUUGACUCGUAUGACUACCGUCGUAGAGCUCAACAAGCUAAUCGUAAACCAACGGUGAAUAUUUAUGAAGAAUUAUCAAAACCCUUCACUGCGGCGGACGCCAGUCGUCUUAUGAGUCAACGCUUGAGCGCACUACGUAAGGACCUAUAUGAGUACACCGACGAGGUGGAUAAAGCCAAGCAAGUUGUUGAAUCGAAGAACAAGGCGCCGGAGCGCCUUGAUGCAGCGUUGUCAGGUAUAACGGCGAACGUUGAGCUAUUUGAUAUGCUGGUCGAGGAGGCUCGCGUAUUGGGAGGGUUGUGCAGCACUAAGCUUGCUGAAGUGCAGAAAACGCUACAGGAGAUGCACAACAGCAACAAGGACUAUUGUGACGGCAUAUAUUGCAUGUAUCGCUGGCUGCUGUGCGAUCUCCUGCGCAUCGGGGGCUUUGACUGCGAUUACAGUUGCGGCUACCUGGACGAGGUUGACGAUGACGGGAACGACCUUGCUAAAGGUGUGAAGCGCGAUUUCGCUAAGCGUGAGCAGUCGCUGCAUUCAUUUAUAGCACAUCAGAAAUCUUUGGCACAAUUACGUGUCGGAGCGGUAUUGAAAGAGGCUGGAGAUGCAUCAAUUGAUCGGUAUAUGUCCGAAGACGUCACUGCCUGCUUUACCGUAUCGCCGUCUUGGCCGGAAUGGCAGGCAUUGUAUCCGUGUUCAUCGCCUUCUCGCUUCAAGGGCGCUGACGUAAUGGGCGACGUGUGCGAGAAAUACAAGACGUUGUCGAGCUCGAUUUCUGUUUUUAUGAAUUUCAAGAAGUCUCACAUGAACGAGUUUGUUCAAUUGGAGGUUGGUGAACGUCUGAAAGCCGUUUAUCGGUUAUACGCGAUGGCUGACGUUUUGACAUGGGAUUUCUUCGGGGAUUCCCGUAAUGCGGCAUUGGGGUUUGUCGGCAGUGAGUGGUUCGGUUGUGUUAAGAACUUCUGUCCGGAGCACCUGCCUCAAUUGGUGCUUGAGGUUGUGUACCCCGCCUGCCUGAAGGCCAUUGAAACGUGGGACAUCACUAAUGCAUUGCAGUCUCGUUCGCUUGCUCGACUUUUCAUCCAGACCAUCGAAAACCUGCCGCCGGAUGGUCGCGGCGCAAGCAUAGACAAGCUGGGUUCACAAUUCGUGAAGGUUCUUGAGUCGCGCGUUGGUGUCCUUUGUCCGAGAGUUUCUAGAACAACGUUCAAGGACGGUUACAUUGCUGGUUGUUGGAAGUUCCUCAUCGUCCAGAUUGCAAGAAAUGUGAUGCAUUUCAGCGAUGUUUUCACCGGGAACACCUUGUCAAAGGUUCUUUUUGACAUUUUGUUCUUGGAUCGCCUGCUCCCGACGCUCGACUUCCAGCUGGCGUGUGACGCUUUUGCGGUUGCGCAGUUUCUCCACGUUGUGAAAACGUUGUCACCGCAGCUGCGCUUGAAGAACAAGGUCAAUGCCGUCAUUAAAUCCUCAUCCUACGCCAUUGCUGAACGCAACUGGGACAACCGUGCGGGGUUUUCCGUCGUCUGGGAUCAGCUGAACGUGACUUUGCGCAACGAGGAUUACUUAGGCAUACUGAAUGGGAUUUUCGCGUAG
Molecule: messenger RNA, 2253 nt
Organism: Babesia bigemina
Lineage: Eukaryota; Apicomplexa; Aconoidasida; Piroplasmida; Babesiidae
Exons: 1
Coding region: 1-2253 (750 amino acids)
Source: RefSeq, a predicted model, not a curated record